This is a messenger RNA of Mytilus californianus (California mussel), 1580 nucleotides long. RefSeq lists its product as uncharacterized. Lineage: Eukaryota; Metazoa; Mollusca; Bivalvia; Mytilida; Mytilidae. The transcript has 2 exons. The record is from RefSeq and is a predicted model, not a curated record. The coding region runs from base 51 to 1481 and encodes 476 amino acids. Gene Ontology annotation, molecular function: protein binding.
AUGGAUUUAAUGUUGAAUUCAUACGAAGCAGAACAGUUUUUUGUGCAGACAUGACCAAAGGAUCCAUAGUUUCGAGCAAUGACCCGAAUGGACCGGAAAUAGUCGAAACCUUGAAGAAUGUUGAACAAUCUGGUUGCCAGGGAAACCUUAGCAACUUGCCUGAUUUAAAUUUGUACAAAGAUAAUGUUCCUGACAUUAACAUUGCUGAAUAUGUUCAAAAUCUCCCGGAAUUUGUUAGAAAUAAAAUAGCCGGAUUUUUUGGAACAGGGGUUAUUGAACAAGAAACAGUUGACAUAGAAAACAUAGAACACUAUUUAGUUGUUUCACGGCACUGUAAUCAUCUUAAAUCAGUUUGCGAAUCAAAGUUACUGUCGACACUUAAUACUGUCAACUGCCAGCACUAUUUGGCCAUAGCAGAACAGUAUGGUUUGGGAUUGCUACAAACCAGUGCGCAUCAGAUGUACAAAAACAAUCUUUUAAAUGGUACACAUCCACCACUCAAAUCAACGGACCUAACCUGGACACCGCAAUCCCAGACAAAGAAAAAUUCCUGUAAAAGCUUCAAUGCCAUCUUUACCUGCGAUACAACAAGCGUAAAACGCGUGUUAACUACUGUAGUUUUGGAUUCAACAAAACAUGUUAAAUGUUACAGAAAUAUAAAAAAGGGGGACAAAAUUAGCAAACAGUUUCAGUGUUGUUGUUUGCAAGAUGCUGAAGACCACCCGCCAUAUGUGUACUGGUCGUUUGGAAAAUGUUUCUUCAGAUAUGACCCAGUACUGAAUAAAUAUAAAAAGCUUUCAACUUUUCGCUAUAGUCGCUCAAAGUUCAGUUUAAUUUCGCACAAUCAAUGUUGCUUUGCAAUCGGUGGAACAUCAGACGGCAAAACGGUUCGUCAAAUUGAAGAGUACAAUGUUUGUCAAAAGUCGUGGAAAACUGUGUCCAAACUUCCGGUCGAGUGUCAAAUGUCAUAUUCAGCCUGCGUUUUAUAUGACAGCCAAAUUUACAUCUUUUCUGCAGCAACAUAUAAAGAUGGUUGCAGCCAAAACAGGACAGUGGUUUGCGUUUUUGACCCGGUGAAAAAGAACACAGACAUCGUUGCUGAAAUUCUAUUAUCGUUUACUCAAAUUAAAGCUUGUGUUUUUGACUCACAAAUCUAUCUGGCUUCAGACGACGGAGAUUUUAUUCGAUUUGAUCCCAGUAACAAUUGUUUUGUGAGGUGUCAAAAUCAAAUUAUGAAAAGUAAAGACUUUGGGAUGUACACAGACGAUGAUUCCAUUCUCCUUGCAGGAGGCUGUAAUAGUGAUGGGAAGUGCAAUAAUGCGAUCCGGAAGUUCUGUCCCGUUUCUGGUCUGUGGACGAGACUCUCUGCAAAAUUACCAGACUGCAUGGCGGUUUAUGGAACUUGUAAUAUAAAAAUACCGACGACUUGUUCCAUCAUACCGUUCUAUGAAACAAAACUUUUUGAAAUUCCCGCAAAGUGAAAAUGUUGAUGCCAUUUGAAGUGAUUGUUAUUGUUUUGUUUGAUGUUUUGAUUGUUAUUAUUUUGAAAUAUUAUUAACAUUAAAUGUUAUGGAGUACAA